This is a messenger RNA of Leptinotarsa decemlineata (Colorado potato beetle), 3206 nucleotides long. Its product is annotated as transient receptor potential cation channel protein painless. The record is from RefSeq and is a predicted model, not a curated record. Gene Ontology annotation, molecular function: protein binding; transmembrane transporter activity. Lineage: Eukaryota; Metazoa; Arthropoda; Insecta; Coleoptera; Chrysomelidae. Gene Ontology annotation, cellular component: transmembrane transporter complex. Gene Ontology annotation, biological process: monoatomic ion transmembrane transport.
GACUUAUCAAAGAUUAUUUGGAGAUCACAAAUGCAUGAAUGAAUCAGUUUUUGUAGUGAAAUUUGUGAUGAAACAUAUCUAAAUGGGAAUAAAAAGAGGAGACAUCGAAAUGGGGAGGCUGCAACCACUAUUGGGUCCACAAAAUCCAACAUCUGAAAGUCUCAUACAUACUGAAGCCGAGCAACUCUUGAAUGCUGUGAUAAAUAACGAAAUCGAAAAAAUUGCGGCCAUACUCAAAAACGCAUCAUCCGAAACCCUAAGAAGUUUGCUAAAUGAAAAGUUCUGUUCUCAUAAUGAAAAAUCCAUCGUACUCAUAGCAUGUGAUAAGGAUGAAGUAACUAAAGAAACGGUUUCAGCUCUAUAUUCCUACUUUGCAUGUAUACUCAGUUCAGAUGACUGUAUAGACGAUAAGAGAUUCGGUUGGGAGCCUAUUCACUAUGUGGCCAAAAACGCAGAUCCAGAAAAACUGGAGGUUUUAUUGAAGUAUGUGAGCAUCAACUCUCAUACUUAUUUCUCAGAAAACGCGUUGCAUGUAUUACUUCAAUACGGGAAAUCUUCAGCUACGUUGAAAGUCAACUUGUUCAACGGCACAUACUCAAAAUCUUGUACAAUAAUUUCUGAAGAAAAGGAAAAUAUCGUAAAAUGUUCUAAGUUGCUCAUAGAGAAAGGAAUUGACAUUAACCACGCCAACUUUUGGGGCGAAACCCCAAUUUGCUUAGCACUAAAAUACAGGUACCUGAAUGUUACCCAAGACUUACUGAAAAAUACGAAUAUAGACUUGGAUAAUUAUUAUAUUUCCGGGCGAACUAUUAGAGAAUACUUGAGACAAAAUAAUUUUUCCAUCAGCUCACUGCCAUCAUCUUCAUUCAAUGCCAUCGAAGACACUACCACUGUUCUCUUCAACUUUUUAAAAUCUGGUGAUGAAGAGGGUUUUAUAAGAUAUGCUAAUGAAGUGAAAACGUAUUGUGGUGACUUAUCUUCAUGUAACCUGUCGCAAUCUGGAACUAUGCUGGAGCUAUGUCUAAGAAAAGGGUUCCUAGAGUGUAUACAAAACGGAUGUUAUGAUGUGGAAUACAAGGAACUUGAUAUAAGGAAAAGUCCAAUGUUGAAAACAUUCUGCAAAAAAGGAAUGAGCAGGUGUAUUGACUACCUGUUGGAAAACGGAGCAGAUCCAAUGGUAGCCUCAAAGAAAUUCCCAGAACCACCUCUAGUAUAUGCAGCUCGAAGAGGAUAUUAUCCAUACGUCGCUGCAGUAAUCUGCCAUAAAAAUAGUAGAAUUGAAACUGAUCAAGUAUUAUCUGUUCUGAAACUCCUUGAGAAGAAACGCGCGUGCGAUGUAAUGGUUAACACAGUGAAUGGAUCAUUCUAUAGGAAGUGUUCUCUAUACUUAUUAUUGAACAAACUGAUCUCUACAUUUGAUCGAAUAAAAGAAAACUUAACAGAAGGUAAAAUGGAAAUUUUAAGGAAAACCGUGCAUCAAUUGGAUUUAGAAUCGGAUAACAAAAGCAUCGAUACUGAAUUGGUUUGUCAAUUAUUACACUUGGGUGUUGGCUUAACAGAAACUAUAUGUAAGUCAAAUUCUGCUGGAGCUGAAAUCAAAGGCACUGGGAUAAAUCAAGUAGUUGUUAGUUCACAGUACGAGAAAAAAGAAAACAUGCUUGUAGAUUUACUCGACAUCAAUAAUUUGAGAGAACAUUUAGACGACUGUAUUGAAAACAACUGGUUACACUACAACAGCAUUAUCCAGGAUUCCCACAAUGAAUAUAAUGAAACAAAAACCAUUAGUUUCUUAGCAAACGAUAAAAUCAAGAAACAACUUCUAGUUCACCCCCUCUUCAUUUACUUCAUCAGCAAAAAAUGGCAAAGAGUUGCAUGGGUUUUUUACCUCGAUUUGUUCUUUUAUUCCAUCUUCCUGUUGAGUAUCUGUGCAUAUAUGAUUUGUUUGCACACGCAACUUACUAAUGUAUUUUUGAAUGUCUUUUUUCCAUUAUCUUUGAUGAUCCAUAUCAUUAAAGAAACCUGUCAACUCAUAUUUCUUUAUCACUGGAAAUAUUUCAAAGACUCGUCGAAUCUUCUGGAAGUGACUGUAAUAUUAAGCUGCACCGUGAGUUACAUUUAUCCCAAUAUCUACAGUAUGACUGUAGCUAUACUUUUUGCGACUUCGAUCUUGUUCAUUAUGCUUGGACAGUUACCUAUUUUUGCUAAAUAUACAAUCAUAUUCGGGUCAGCGAAAUAUUUCAUCGAAUAUACUGGAUUUUACUUCAUUCAGUUUUUAUCCUUCUCCAUUUGUUUUUAUAUUAUAUUUCCAUUCAAUGUGAACCCAAGUGAAUCUAGUACACAAAAAAAUAUAACUGAUGUCGAGGAAGUUGUUGGAGACCUUUUCAAAAGCUUAUUUUACACUCUGAUUCAUUUCACAGGGGAUUUUGGUGACAGAGUUCUGGAGCCAACGGAAUAUCCCGUUUUUGGUAGAGUAUUCAUGACAAUAUUCAUUUUUUGCAUGACCAUCAUUCUGAAUAAUUUGUUAGUUGGACUAAUCGUAACAGAUAUGGAUGACAUACAAAAUAGCGGACGACUGUACAAACAAGUGAAAAUAGCAAACUUUAUAAAAACAACUGACAUUUUCGUUAAACGUAUACAUGAAUGGAAAUGGAUGGAUUGUAUAAAACGUAUCAUAAGACGCGUAAGUCUUUUCAAAAAAAAUCAAACCAAAAACUUGCCUCUCAAAGAUUCUGAAAUUUAUGAAAUAUUCGACGAGGAAACUAAAGAAUAUUUGAAAAACCUGAAAAGCAAAAAACAACGAAUUUUCGACAGAAAUGUAUUGAAGGAUUGUCACGAUCUUAUAAUGAAAAAUGAUUAUAAUUCUUCCAAACAAAAAAAAUAAAUAAAACGUGUCGGAAACUUUCGAUCUUCGUUGAUGAAUAGGGUGACUGCAUGAACUGUGGGGAGAGGAACUUUUUUAUGCACAACAUUUUGAACACAAUAACAAAUGAAUACUGUACAGAGUGUAUACUGUUGAAACUUAAAAAUCUAUCUCAACAGAUGAAUGUUAUUUGACACGUAGGAUUUAUGCUAUAAUUUUAUUUUUAUUUUUGCAGCAUUAUUUUACUUUCGAUAUCUUUUAAUUUUAUUGUAAAUACAAGAGCCGUUUUAGGAUUACCUUCUAUGUACAAUAAAACUUCAAUUAUAUAUAGUCGCUGUUUUUUGUU